Messenger RNA from Folsomia candida, 3651 nucleotides. Its product is annotated as potassium channel subfamily K member 15. Gene Ontology annotation, biological process: potassium ion transmembrane transport; stabilization of membrane potential. Gene Ontology annotation, cellular component: membrane. Lineage: Eukaryota; Metazoa; Arthropoda; Collembola; Entomobryomorpha; Isotomidae. The record is from RefSeq and is a predicted model, not a curated record. Bases 2416 to 3498 code for a protein of 360 amino acids. Gene Ontology annotation, molecular function: potassium ion leak channel activity. The transcript is spliced from 6 exons.
GUUUAAAGAACAUGGCAUGUUUAUUGAUGGUAUCUUUUGUGAGCUAAAAUAUUCCCAAUAAAUCAGCAUGUAUUUUGAAACUUAUAGUCGUGUGUCGCGUUCAGUAUAAAUAUAUUUCUGAUCUCUGUACUAACUGCAAUUUCAAUUACACUAAAUGUAGUUUGUAGGUUAUAAUUACAAUUUGUUGUACAAACAAAAAUGUUAAAGUACUUGAAUUACUUAUGAAAUUAUAAAGCCCCAUCUAAAUAACAUAAAAACCACACUAGAGUCGAGCAGGUUUUGAUAUCAACUAUCAAGUCUUACUUGUAUGAUAUACACUAUAGUGUAUAUUCUGAUAUAUAUUAGAAUAUUAAUUUAUGAAGAAUGUGUACUAAAUUGGUUUCAGCACGAAGAAAGAUCUGCAUUUCAAUUGUAAUGCAAUUACUUAUUUGUAAUUGUAAUUGAGGACAGUUAUUGGACGUACAUAACUGUGACUUGAAGCCAUUCUAGUCACAUUAGGUUUCAAAUAAUUUGGCCAGGCCAAGCAAAUCUAGAUACAUGCAUUUUACUGUCAAUAUAAUUAGAACAUCGUCUUGACGUUUUCUCCUCGUUCACAUUGAUUCUUCGUCGAAUUCCUAUGGUUGAAGUUCCUAAAUAUGAUUACAAGACUUUCUUGCGAUAACUGUUCAUGCAUGUAUUCUCAUCGGGGACAGUUAGACAUCACCCACACAACCCUGAGCAGCUUGUUAUUUUUUUGUGAAAAAUGGAUAAUUUUGUCUUGGCACAUUUCCUGAAUUUACAUUGAACACAUAUUGCUUUUAUCAAUCUCGUACUAUUAACGUAACGUAUCCAUACAUCUUCCAGGCUCUUGCUACUAGGUUCAGCAAGUCUCACUCACGCGGAGUUUUGGCCGUCUAUGUAAAGUGCAAAAGAACUGCAAAUAUAAACGAGCCGAUUUUUUCUUUAUUCUCAGCAAUGCUUCAAUUCUCAAUGCUGUCGUUCGGCUAAAGCGAGCGUCGACGUAGUGAAUUUUCGUCUAGCAGUUGUACGGUGUUGUAUGGUUUAAAAAUAAAACAUGGUCUUAAGAGAGGGGACAUCACAUCUUCUUAAAAUAAUCGUUUGAAUCUUACGAGUAGUGAAGAAAAAUAACUCAUUUGCGUACGCGAAACCUAAACUGAGGACGAGUGAGGUGUAGUAUAGCGAGUGAUGCAGGUACAUAUCUACAUAUCUACUUUAUCAGUAGAAAAUUGUCUCGUGUUUAAAGGUCUAGUCCUCCCGAAUAACUUAGUUUUCACCCCGAGAAGCCGGGUCUCGGUGGUGUACCUAUGUAUGUAUAUGCAGUGAAAAAGUCUCUCAAAUCACAAUUUUGCUCAGUAGAUUAUUAGACAGCAAGUUUCUCAGCGUUUGCGUUCAGUUUUCUUCCAGCAAGGCAGCGAAUUUCCAUCCUCGACACUCUUUGUUUAUCAGCAUUCCAUACGUCUUGUAUAAACUAAAAGUGCAGUGCGUUUUAAAUAGUGAUGAUACUGCUCGGAUUACAUUUUCAACACCUUAGCUUCUAUUGUAGAAGGUCUCUUAGUCUAUCGUUUACAUCCUCAUCACAAACUUGGUAGAUAGAUAAUAUUCGUGGACGUGUGGAACUGUGGACGGCAGAUUAAAGUGAAAAUUGGGCAUGUAAAUCCCGUUUUGCAGACGGCGUGACGGUGACAGAUUUUGGUUAAAAGAACAUCAUCGUAUUUACUGUGUAGAACCGAAAUGUAGGAGAGACCGCAUUGUUUCAUGCAAACUUUGAGAAAAAACAGCUCAGUUUUUAUGUCUCACUGAAAUACACCACUUCAGAGAAAAGUGGCAUUUCUCUCUACGCCAUACACUCAAUAGAAUAAAGAUUAUCUUUCAACUUUUCCCUUAUGUUUGGCACCUCCAUAUUUUUGGGAUUAUAUUACGUUUUCCCACCAUACGCAUUUCACAUGUGACCGCAUUUGGAUUUUUGAAGUAUUUCAUCUGUUCAAAAGUGCAAUAAAGUAGUAUGUAAAAGUUGUUUGGUGCCGAAUUUCGUACUUGAAAUAUAAUUAUCACUUCUGUCUGGCUGAUGGUUGGUGCUGUGUGUGUGUUUGUGUGUGGCUGCUUCUUGACUAUCCAAGAUAUUUGGGAACCGUUUGGUUACAUAUGCAAAAUAUGCACAAAUGAGACGUGAACGAAUGGCAUCCUGUCAUACGGAGGCGUAUCUCUUGCCAAAACUGUUUCAAUUCCCUGCAUGACGAUGAAGAACGACUUGUGGGGCGGAGAUGGAAAAUGUGUUCAGAGUUGAAGAGCUACAUCGGAGAUAACACAUUCCAAAUGCGAUUUCCUUCGAAAUAAAAAGAUAGUCAACUAGUGCUAGUAGUAGUCCUAGGAUAUUGCGGUGGAACGACUUGGUGGUGUGUGGUUAAAACAGUAAAAAUGAGCAGUAGAAAGGUCAAAAAUCCUGUGCGGCAGUCCGUUCGAGGUCGCCCAGGGUUAGACCGAGGUAAAUCAUGGGAGGAUCCGGAACUGGACGGGCCUCGCCCUCGUCAAAACACCUUGAAACAUUGCUGCCGGUCUGUUGCGACGUUUAUGUGCACUCAAGUGGGAGUUGGGGGAAUUAUUGUGUGCUACGCCUUGGUGGGGGCGUCAGUCUUUAUCGCACUGGAAACUCAAGGGGACGCUUUUGCGGAUGAUGUGGUGCACAAUGUGACGCUCUCUCGGAAUCUCACGGCAACUAAGCUAUGGAAAGAUUAUCAGAAUUUCCAGUUCAACGAAUCAGAAUGGGCGCUUGCUUCCAAUCAAAGUCUGCACGAAUUUCAGAAAGAGGUGGUGGCAGCUGUGAAGAAGGGUUACGAUCGGAGAUCUGCCAAAGACCAAUGGAAUUUUCCUGCGUCCUUGAUGUACACACUGUCGAUUUUCACCAUGAUUGGGUUUGGAAACUUGGUCCCUAGAACGGAUUGGGGGAAAGUUAUCACAAUUUGCUAUGCCGUGUUGGGCAUUCCUUUGUACAUUUUGUACUUCAUGAAUAUGGGGAAAGCCUUAGCCAGCACGUUCAAAUGGUUGUACAGGAAGUUCAACUCUUGUUCUAUAGGUGGUGGCUCCAAUGAAGACGAUCCUGGGUCAGGUCGGGGUCGUUACGAUGAAGAAGAGGACGGAUUAGUUAUUGUUCCUAGCUCAGCGUCCAUCUAUGUCCUCUUGUGUUAUAUUUGCGUUGGCACAAUCAUGUUUUCUGCUUGGGAAGGAUGGGAUUAUCUCGACUCCGUGUACUUUUGUGUCACUAGCUUGUGCAAAAUAGGUUUCGGAGAUUUCGUCCCUGGUACAAAUAUAGAAGAGACAGAAGCUGGAAAUCAAACCAAACUUGUGAUUAAUUUCAUAUAUCUACUGGUCGGGCUGGGAUUAGUUGCAAUGUGUUACAAUUUAUUAAAGGAAGAAGUGGUAGCCAAGUUGAAGCAAAUUAAAGUCGACGUUCGUGAUAUGUGUAGUUUUAUUCGCAGUGAAUGCACAUGCACAAAGCGAUAAAAAUGAAUUCCUUCUACACAUUACUCGUAAUAAUUAUCUACAAAUUAAUGUGCUACUAUGUUUAUCUAUAAUUUUAAAUCUUUUGGAAUCAGCGAGUUUUACAAGCAUCUCUGAUGUACAUCUAGCAAAUAAAAAUAAAAUAAGCAUCAUUUA